AUGUUCCCUCGCGCUUCCGCUUUCCGCCUGGCCCAACGAACCGGCGCCCCCGCCAUCCGGUCCUCGCCCGUCCGGUCUGGUGUUCUCCAGCGCCGCUUCAACAGUACCGAGCAGAAGGUUCCCACACUCCCCGACAAUGCCUUCAACCGUGAAAGAGCUUCUGUGAAGGCCCAUGCCGCUGCUACCAGUGACUUGUGGCGGAAACUCUCCAUCUACGUUGUCGUACCCGUCGUCAUCCUUGCCAGCGUCAAUGCCUAUAACCUAUGGAAUGAGCAUUGGGAGCACUGGGACCACAUGCCACCUUUGGAAGAGCGGGUAGAAUACCCUUACCAGAACAUUCGAAACAAGAAUUACCCAUGGGGUGAUGGUGACAAGACCUUGUUACAGGAGACGGGGGAAGGUCAUGAUCUCAAGAAUCUCCAUCAGAUCGAUAUAUUCCCCCUGCACUUGCAUGAGCGACUUUUCGCUGACCAGGAUACGUUCACAGCUGGAACUCUUCCGUAA
Molecule: messenger RNA, 504 nt
Organism: Blastomyces dermatitidis ER-3
Lineage: Eukaryota; Fungi; Ascomycota; Eurotiomycetes; Onygenales; Ajellomycetaceae
Product: cytochrome c oxidase subunit 6a
Exons: 5
Coding region: 1-504 (167 amino acids)
Biological process (GO): mitochondrial electron transport, cytochrome c to oxygen
Cellular component (GO): mitochondrial inner membrane
Molecular function (GO): enzyme regulator activity
Source: RefSeq, a predicted model, not a curated record